CGAAGGGGAAGAAACCUAGCUAAAAGGACCAAAAGAUUACAAGGUUCCCUUGUUCUGCAAAGCUGAAACUAUUCGAAGCAGAGAGAGAUCACAAGAGUAACAAGGAAGAACAAAGGGGGAAAAUGCAAGGGGGCGAGGAUCUAAGCACCGAAGAGCUCGCAGCGAAUCUCUCCACGUAUAAAGAUCAGCUCCGCGAGGUCAGAAAGGUUUUGAUUGAUGAGCCUGGAAACUCUGAGUAUGCAGAUAUGGAGAAGGAGCUUGAAGAGGUUAUUGCUUUGACGGAGGAGCUUUUGGCAACUGCAAGGCAAACAGAGGCUGCCCAGCUUGGUUUAGAUGUGUCCCUCCAGGGUCUGUUGGAUGGGUCCUCCCAGUCCAAAGUGGAAUCAAGUGAACUUUCCAAAUCUCAUGAGAAGUUUUCUGUUGGCACCAAAGUUCAAGCUGUUUGGAGUGAAGAUGGGGAAUGGUACGAUGCAACAAUUGAGGCUCUUACGCCAAAUGGAUAUUAUGUCUGUUAUGAUGGCUGGGGAAACAGGGAGGAGGUGGAUCCUGCUAAUGUUAGGCCCAUCCAGGAGGGAGUAGUUGAUGCUUUGCUCGAAGCUGAGAGGGAAGCUGAAGCCACCAAACAAGCCAUUAAAAGGAAGAUUGCACAAGCAGCUGUGACUGACUUUCAAGCACGCAGUUUACCUCCUAAACUUCGCAUUGAUCCCAAUGAUGCCGAGGAUGUGAAAGCUGCUAAGCGCAAAAAAAUACAUGCUUUCAAGUCAAAGGUUCGCUUUGAACAACUUGAAGUUGUGCAGAAUAAGCGUCAGAAUGCUUGGCAGCAGUUCCAGACAACGAAGGGGAAAGCUAAGACGAUCGGGUUCUUUUCAGGGAGAAAGCGAGAGAGUAUCUUCAAGUCCCCAGAAGAUCCAAAGGGCAAGGUUGGUGUCACCGGCAGUGGAAAGGGAUUGACCGAGUUCCAAAAGAGGGAGAAGCACUUGCACCUCAAGGGAGCUACCGUGGAUGUAGAGGAGUAGCUCAGAGUCAGUAAGAAUGCCAUCAGUAUUCUCAUCUUCACCAUAAAGAGUGGUGACAUAGGCUGAGUGGGGUUUUAUAUGUAAUCUACUUGGUGCACUCCAUGAUAUUAUACGCAAUUUACCUUGCUUGAUUAUGAGAUCAUGUUAGGUUAGAUCUGUCACUUCUUCCCAUAUACUGCUGCUCUAACAGGGCUUGUUUGGAUGGCCUGCUGCAAAGUUCACAAUAUAUUUCCCGCUUGAUGGAA
Messenger RNA from Phoenix dactylifera (date palm), 1261 nucleotides. Its product is annotated as nucleic acid binding/RNA binding protein. The record is from RefSeq and is a predicted model, not a curated record. Gene Ontology annotation, molecular function: RNA binding. Lineage: Eukaryota; Viridiplantae; Streptophyta; Magnoliopsida; Arecales; Arecaceae. Gene Ontology annotation, biological process: mRNA processing. Gene Ontology annotation, cellular component: cytoplasm; nucleus.